Molecule: messenger RNA, 663 nt
Organism: Parastagonospora nodorum SN15
Lineage: Eukaryota; Fungi; Ascomycota; Dothideomycetes; Pleosporales; Phaeosphaeriaceae
Exons: 1
Coding region: 1-663 (220 amino acids)
Source: RefSeq, a predicted model, not a curated record
AUGUCUUACCUUCACCUCUCCCACAUGCGCACACGAGAGCGCUCUCCUUCUCCACCACGACGCUCCAUCAUCCGUCGCGACACCAAGCGGUCUCGCUUCAUCACUCUUACGGAUGACGAAGACGAUGGCCACGACGACUACCCAUACUCCGCAAGCCACCGGCCAGUGAAGCCGUCUCGUGCCCUCACCAUUCGCGACCAACCAUCCCAACUCGAGCGCUACAACAUCUGGAGCGACAGGAACAAAAGCAAAGAGCGCGAUGAAGAUAAGACCUACGAGCGUGUACGCUCCCACAGACACCGUGAUGAAGCCCCCAACGCUGAAGAACACGACUUCCGCCUCAAAGUUGCAGCGACCUUGUCUCGCCCCCGACCAUAUUCUUCGCACCAUCAACACCACGAAGUUCAUGCUUGGCCCGGCGACAUGUUCCGCCGCAAGGAGAAGUGGAUUGAUGAAGGCUGGGAGACGCGCGAGAGGUCUCGCUCGCGGUCGAGAUCGCGGGAGGUUGUCGGGCGGAGGGACAGCUUCUGGGGUGAUGGCGGGUUUUGGGGCGAGAGGGAGGAGGCGAGGGAGAGUGAUGAUGAGAAAGUGACAAGGUAUCGCAAGAUUAAGAGGACGAAGACAGAGGAGUGGACGCCUUUGCGAGGAUGGCGCCGGAUCUAA